AUGCACAGGGGCUUCAAGAACCUUUUGUCCCGCUGGGGCAUUCUGUUAAUCUCGUUUAUUCUUGUUACUAUUCGAUAUAAACUGUUGGAUACCGAAGAUCCCAACAGUUGCGAGGCUGUUAUGCAGUCUGGAUCAUGGCGAAAGUUCCCCACAGCUUGGAACACGCAAGGAUGCUAUACCCACUCUUAUCAUAGAAACCAAAAUGAUCUACUUAGAUGUUUCCAGGCAUAUGACCACGGAAUGGAGUUUUUAUUCAUUGGCGACUCCACAUCGCGCCAAGUGUUUUGGGGUAUGGUUGGAAUGUCAGAUGGUUUGUACGGCACAGGAAACUAUUCCUCAUAUACCUCUAAGCGUCACUCUGACUUUGAGCUGUCGACCACGGCUCAUAAUCCACUUGAUCCCUCAGCCCCAGAGCGCAAACUUAUUUAUAAGUUUAUAUGGGACCCAUUUUUUAACUCAUCUGCUUUAAAAGAAGUGGAGAUGUUGUCUACAAAAAAGCACACACCUAUUGCAUUUGUAUAUACAUCUAUUGGGCUUUGGUUCUCACGUUCGCAUUUUGAUCCUGAAGACAUGGACAUACAUUAUAGGGCAGCAAUGAAUCGUGCUCUUCAAGCAUACAAGUCGCUUAAGGGCAGUACAGAACCACAUUCACUGUUUCUUGCACCUACCCUUCAUCCGCAUGUCCCCUUGAUGAACGAGGAUCGUGCAAAAACAAUCACACACGAAAAAGUGAGCAUUUUAAACGGUAUCAUCAAUAGAACAAAACAAAAAUUAUCGGGAAUAGAGGUACCAACAGUUUUUAAUCUGUUUUCUAAAGAAUAUCCUGAAAGUUAUGAUCACAUGGGAAUUCAUUUUACUCCAACACUUGCAGGUCUCCAAGCAUCAAUUGUUGCUAACGAGCGCUGUAAUAAUGCCUUGACUAACAUCGUCACCACCCAUCAAUCUUGUUGCUCAAAGCCGCCCUCAACAACAAGCAACGUUUCCCUUUUGCUUGUCUUCAUUUUCAUUUUGCUGAUUAUGAGUUUUGCUCGAAAGUUUAAUGAAAAGAGUCCCAUUAUAAUAAUCACCAGACUGUUUCUCUGGAUGGCACUAUGGUAUGCUGUUGUAACUGGAAUUGGAGGCGUGAGAAGAGAAAUGGCCGAGUCCACCGAUGUCUUGGUUUCUAUUAUCGGUUGGUUUUUGAGUUUCUUUUUUUGGUUCUCCCAUCCUGGGUUGCCCAAGCGGCUCCGCUUUUCAAUCUUGGGUAAGGUCCAUAGUUAUUAUGACUCGGCAAAGGGUGCUACUGUAUUCAUUUAUUUAUUCUUGUCAUUUCACUACCCUGACAUGCCUGAGGGGCCUGCUGGCACUGGCGUGUAUUGGUUGUUCGCCAACUUAAUGUCUGCAUUUCUUUUGUUUGACUCUACAAGAAUUGGGUCAAUUAUUAGCUACAGCACAAGUAACCAUCUCAACAAUGUAUUGGCCAAUCAAGAAGCCAAUUCUGCCAAUGACGAAAAGCAAAAACUGAGACUUUAUGCAAUUGCGAGUAUUAAGAGCAUUUCCCAUCUCAUCUUCCAAAACUGUUAUUCCGUUUUCCUCGUGCUAGGGGUCAAGUGGCUAGGAAUCUUUGGGAUGCAGAAGCCUUUGAGUCCAUCAUUUUUAAUCUUUCAAUCUGAAAAAGAGUUUGCACUAGUUCUGGUGCUAACUUCUUUUUUUAGCUGGCUCUUUUUCUUGCUUUUAAGGCAAACCCAGUUUGCCAUCAGACAUUACCACCCUUCCGAGGAUCCAAUUUCAUUAACCAGAACCGGAUUUAAAACACUCAAAUUUACCUUUUUUGCCAUCUUAAUAGGCACAAUAUAUACCCUGGUUUUAUACCUGGCCAAGACAUGUGACAAAUCAUCGUUGCUAUUGCAAGUGACUGCAUACCCAGGACUCUUCACUGUUUUGUUUCUUUCUAGCAUGGCGUUUCAUUAUUACCAAUUUGCCUUAACUAAAAACAGGGUUUAUCUCACGUCUAUUGCGCAAAUUCUAUUAAGCAUAUUGGCCCUACUUUUAUCCUCACUGAUUUAUUUUGCCCCACUCCACACUGAAACAAACCAACCUGGAUCUGACAUUUUUGGCGGAUGGUGGUCGUGGUUUAUGUCCCAAUCUCCAGGUAUUCUUACCUCUCUUGCAAUUGCUGUAUUUAUUUUCCUCGUUUCUACUAGCUCACUCGAAAUUACAACAGCAUCUACGACUGGGGCGGUAUCUUCAGCAACUGAUGAAGAACCCAAACAAUCACUGCAAACUGAUGACCACAAUGACCACCAUCGGACCAACAAAACUCUCCAUGAUUACAGUUUGAUCAACACUAUUGGUGUUGUUGGCCAACAUGGUCAGGAACUGCUCUUGGUGGUUCUUUGUAUCUUUUAUUUUCAAAUUUUUGAAAACUCUACUGUAGACGCCUCGUUAGCAGUGGAUACACUAAAUAGUUACUAUUGGACUAUUCCACGAUUGAUGUGGUUUCAUCUGGCGCCUCUUCCAUAUAGGAUUUGUGACGCUUUUCUUAUAAGCAUAUUGGUUGUUCAAAGUGUGAGGGAUUUGGCUGAGGUUGCAUUUAUCAAGUUUUAA
This is a messenger RNA of Magnusiomyces paraingens, 2586 nucleotides long. RefSeq lists its product as uncharacterized. The transcript is spliced from 2 exons. Bases 1 to 2586 code for a protein of 861 amino acids. The record is from RefSeq and is a predicted model, not a curated record. NCBI's taxonomy places the organism in Eukaryota, Fungi, Ascomycota, Dipodascomycetes, Dipodascales, Dipodascaceae.